Messenger RNA from Aspergillus tanneri, 648 nucleotides. It is a transcript of the gene LCL3, whose product is annotated as thermonuclease family protein. Gene Ontology annotation, cellular component: mitochondrion; cytoplasm. The record is from RefSeq and is a predicted model, not a curated record. NCBI's taxonomy places the organism in Eukaryota, Fungi, Ascomycota, Eurotiomycetes, Eurotiales, Aspergillaceae. Bases 1 to 648 code for a protein of 215 amino acids. The transcript has 2 exons.
AUGCGAUUCUCCAACGCCGUUAGUAUUUCCCCGUCAUACUUUCGUCGCCGAAGUAUCCUCGGGCGGGUAACGAGCGUCGGUGAUGGUGAUAACUUUAGAAUUUAUCAUACACCGGGUGGUAGAGUGUUUGGAUGGGGUUGGCUACCUUGGAAGAAGAUUCCAACGUCCAGAAAGGAGUUGAAAGAUAAAACGGUUCAUGUCCGCUUGGCCGGCAUAGAUGCCCCGGAGCUUGCACAUUUUGGUAGUCCCGAGCAGCCUUUUGCCCGCGACGCUCACCAAUGGCUGACAUCGUAUCUCAUCAAUCGUUCUGUUCGUGUCUAUGUACAUCGCCAGGAUCAGUAUCAACGCGUCGUGGCUACAGUGUUUGUCCGACGGAUGCUUGACUUUCCCAUUCCGUUCCGCCGUCGUGAUGUGUCGUACGAGAUGUUGAAGCAGGGACUCGCUACAGUUUACGAAGCAAAAGCAGGCGCUGAAUUUGGCGGUCCGGUGAUGGAGGAAAGAUACAGGAAGGCUGAGUGGUGGGCGAAAGUGCGCAGAAAAGGGCUGUGGAAGGACUUCUAUCGCAAUAAGGAAUGGGAGAGUCCUAGGGACUAUAAGAUUCGUAUGGGGUCACAAGACCGGCCGAAGGGAAAUGGGCGUAAAAAAUAA